Molecule: messenger RNA, 4342 nt
Organism: Morus notabilis
Lineage: Eukaryota; Viridiplantae; Streptophyta; Magnoliopsida; Rosales; Moraceae
Exons: 9
Coding region: 500-3853 (1117 amino acids)
Biological process (GO): signal transduction; protein phosphorylation
Cellular component (GO): cytoplasm
Molecular function (GO): ATP binding; protein binding; protein kinase activity
Source: RefSeq, a predicted model, not a curated record
AAAACAAGGGAGAGAAACUAUAGAGAGAGAAACCGAACUAUAAAAAAAAAAAAAACAAACUAUAAAUUCCACUCUUACGCCUCUUAUGGCGGUCCUCUCGAUUCACCACCACCAUUAACGACUUCUUCUUAUUCUUCUUCUAAUCCUUAGUCUCUCCAGUGACUGCUGACAAUAUUUUUUUUCCGUCUUAUUUUGGUGUUGGGUAUCGAGUUUCAGCAUCUGGGUAUUGCCCAAUUCUUCAAAUCAUAACAGGUAUCUAGUAAAAUUUUUUCGCUUCUCAGAUACUUGACGCUUUUCCAUAUAUAUAUAUAUAUACAUAAAUAUAUAUUAAUUUCGUGUUCUGGGGCUCUCUGUGGUUUGGUUUCUGCAAUCCGAUUUGAUCUCUAAAUUUCCGUAAAUGCGGAAACUUUUGAUGGUGAAUUUUGCAAUUCUAGAUAUUGAGUCCGAACCCGAAUUUUCCCCCAAAAUUGUGCAGUUUUAUUACCACAAUAGCGUCUGAAUGAUACUAAUGUGUAACAAAGGUAUUGCUGAUAACUCAAUUGAUCAGCAACGCCGUCACCAGUCCUUGUUCUUGAUGGAUGGGCAUAAUAACAACCACCAUUCUAGUACAACAAACCUGAUUUCGAUACCGGGUUCGAACGACGAAACCCCGAGGGUUAAAUUCCUGUGUAGCUUUCUGGGCAGCAUAUUGCCCCGCCCGCAGGACGGGAAGCUCCGGUACGUGGGUGGGGAGACGCGGAUUGUGAGCGUCCCGCGGGAUAUUAGUUAUGAGGAUUUGAUGGGGAAGAUGAGGGAGCUUUACGAGGGCGUGGCCGUGUUGAAGUACCAGCAACCGGACGAGGAUCUCGACGCCCUCGUAUCGGUUGUGAAUGAUGAUGAUGUGACUAACAUGAUGGAGGAGUAUGAUAAGUUGGGGUCCGGGGAUGGUUUCACUAGGCUGAGGAUUUUUCUGUUUUCGCACCCGGAGCAAGAUAGUUCUCCGUCGCACUAUGACGGCAUUGGCGUUGGCAUUGGCAUUGGCGAUGAGAGGGAUACCGAGAGGCGGUAUGUGGAUGCCUUGAACAAUUUGAAUGAUGGACCUGACUUUAGGAAGCAGUUGCAGCCUGAAUCCCCGGUGAUGAGCCCGGUCGAGGACAUACAUGUCGCGGAGCAGUAUUUUAACUCGUUGAGUCUCGAGGGCAGCGUUCAUAACCAGAGGAAUUAUGAGAUUUCGACGAUUCCGCAGUAUAAUUUGCAUCAUCUUUCGAUUCCGCAUAUGGGGUCGGGCCAACACCAUCAGCCGAUGAGCCAGAGGUAUAGUGAGAUGGAACCUCCUUGGAGCCCUGCCUUCUAUUCCCCGAGGCAUCACGGGCACGAACCGAGGCCAAUGACAGAGUUUCCUUCUUCUCCGUCGUCUGCAAGAUUUCAUGUGCCGUUUGCUGAGUUGGUACCGGAUAAAUGCUUGGAUAGAAUGCCUGACGAAUAUCCUCGGCAGCAAGUGAAUCAACAGCAGCCUGCAUUUGAGCACCAACAUCAGUAUUCAGAGAAUGUUGCGUGGCUGCCAACCGGAGCUUUGUCUGCUGAAAAAUCGGGUUUUCCUGGAAAUCUUUUUCAUGGGCCGAAUGUUGCUGAAGGAAGUAGUAUCUGCGAGCAUUGCCGGAUGGCUUUCCAGAGAAAUUUCAAGCAUCCGAACGUGGGAAAUGGACUUCACCAAGUGCCUAAUCCGUGCGUUGAUUGCCCACCAAACAGGGAGAUAUUGAAUCAUGGAAUUUAUGCGAACGAGCAGAUCAACGAUCACCGACCUUUAUACAGCGACACUCAAAAUCAUGAAAGAGGAUGGAUUUUGCAGCAACAGUUUAAUGCCCGGGCUGAUGAAGCAAGAUCAAAUGUCUCUGGCUCUGUGAGAACCAAUGACCACUAUCCUGUGGAUGGUCUUGGCAUCAAUUUGCCUCUUGCUCACGGUAGUAUCGCAGAAGGCCGUCCCGUGUCCUCAAACUACGUUCAGCACCAAGCAGGACACGAAUUGGGGAAUGAAGUUUUCCAUGACCAAACCGUGGCUGGUGCACCGCAGAUACACGUUCCUUCACCCGAAGAAAGCGGUGUUCGAUAUGGAAACAUUCCUUUUGUCCAUGGAGGAGAAUCUCUUUACCCAAGUCAUGGACAUUUGCCUGGACAUGCUUUAUGGAGAAAUGUUCAUAACCCAGGACAUGUUGGUCAAUCUUAUGAAGCAUGUAAUUCGAUGCCGCCAGUCAAUGGCAAAGUUAGUCCAGGAUUCCCAAGAGGCCAAUGGGAAGGAAGUCCUAGGUUUUGUAUUGGAAUGGAAAAUCAGAAUCCCUGGGCUGAAUCCUCUAAAAUGAUGGCUUUUGAUGGCAAAGCUGUUCCAGAAUAUGCCUACGGUCAUGAUUCGAGACUAAAUCCUACAGCACUUGGUCAGGAAAAUCAACAUCCGUUUUGCCUGGAUCCUGUACGAGUUUCACUCGACAUGACAAACAUUGUUAAUCCCGCUGAACCUGCUAAAGAAGCUGUGAGGUUGGAUGGGAAAAACAUGCCUGAAGAAGAGAAAGAAGAAAUUCAUGUGGAAAAGGCCGAGAACUCUGAUGUGCAGGAUAUUUCUUAUUCAGAGGUAAAAAAGGUCGGUGACAAUAAUCGCGAGGUUGCAUCUCUUGAGACAGUAAAUUCAAAUUGCGUAAAGCCAGCAGAAGAGAAUGUGGAUGUUGCCAAGCAAGGGGAAAAGGAUUCUGCUCUUGAAGAUUUGAAGCCUUCGGUUGAGCAGCUGAGUUUCUUACCUGAUUUGGUUGCAUCUGCAAAGAAAGCGGCAUUAGAUGGGGUGAAUGACGUGAAAGCAAAAGUUGCAGAAAAUACAGAUGCUGAGAAGAUCGGUUCAUUAACCAAAGAAGUGCCAUCUAAUGAGUUAGAUUCAGCGCAGAAUGCUCCAGUUGAUUCAGAAUUGGAUUCUGAUACUGAUAAUAUAAACAACUCUAGAAUCGAGCCAACAACAGCUGAGGCGGAAGCCAUUGCCAAGGGAUUGCAGACGAUAAAAAACGACGAUUUGGAGGAGAUCCGGGAAUUAGGCUCUGGAACAUAUGGAGCUGUUUAUCAUGGGAAGUGGAGGGGUUCUGAUGUAGCAAUAAAAAGAAUAAAAGCCAGCUGUUUCGCUGGGAGACCAUCCGAAAGAGAACGCCUGAUUGCUGAUUUUUGGAAGGAAGCUUUGAUAUUGAGCUCAUUACAUCAUCCAAAUGUUGUUUCUUUUUAUGGCAUUGUCCGUGAUGGUCCUGAUGGUUCUUUGGCGACUGUAACGGAGUUCAUGGUUAAUGGAUCUUUGAAACAAUUUUUGCAGAAAAAGGACAGAACAAUUGAUCGUCGUAAAAGACUCAUCAUAGCUAUGGAUGCUGCAUUUGGAAUGGAGUAUUUGCACGGGAAGAACAUUGUCCAUUUUGAUUUGAAAUGUGAAAAUCUUUUGGUAAACAUGAGAGAUCCCCAGCGGCCCAUUUGCAAGAUUGGAGACUUGGGCUUAUCGAAGGUAAAACAGCACACCUUGGUGUCGGGAGGUGUUCGUGGAACUUUACCCUGGAUGGCACCCGAGCUUCUUAGUGGGAAAAGUAACAUGGUUACAGAGAAGAUUGAUGUUUACUCAUUUGGCAUUGUGAUGUGGGAAGUGCUCACGGGUGAAGAACCUUAUGCAGAUAUGCAUUGUGCGUCUAUAAUUGGAGGAAUCGUGAAUAACACAUUACGUCCUCAAAUUCCAACAUGGUGCGAUCCCGAAUGGAAGUCUUUGAUGGAAAGUUGUUGGGCCUCCGAUCCUGCGCAGAGGCCGUCGUUUUCAGAAAUCUCUCAGAAGCUGAGGAAUAUGGCUGCUGCUAUGAACGUUAAAUAAUUCUCCAGCCUUGACGCAGCUUACUCACUUGUACCUGUUAGUUGCCAAGACUUGCGAAAGGAAUAACGGGAAGCACAGUCAUCUGCAGUUUAAAGCCGCCACUGUUUUUAAAGUAUAUGGAAGGCUAAUAAUAGUAAUAUUAUCCCUUGGUUUAUCUCUAUUAAUUGAAUCUUUUGUGUUACUAAAUAGUGCCAGUUACGUAAUGCACUCUUUACUAGAAUUCACCUGGAAGACUGAUAGAAAAGGCGAGCUAUGCGAGCGCCUGUCAGAAUGUUUUUGUAAUUUUGGAGAGGACCAGGGGGACACUACUGAUGUCGACGAAACUACUAUACUUUUGGGGUCAAACCGAGCUCUUUUUUUCUUGAAGGAUCUUUGUAUAUAAAUAAAUGGCAAUUCCUGUGUUUGAAGCUUUUUAUUGAUAGCUUACAGAUGCAUUGUGCUUCCAAAGAUGAAACUGAAACUAUUAAAUUAUUUGUUUUUUGGGGUCUA